Molecule: messenger RNA, 234 nt
Organism: Paramecium tetraurelia
Lineage: Eukaryota; Ciliophora; Oligohymenophorea; Peniculida; Parameciidae
Exons: 1
Source: RefSeq, a predicted model, not a curated record
AUGGGGAUCAUUCAAACUUGUUGCAACAACAAUAAGAAUAAGAUUAAAGGAGAUAAAUACAAAUAAAAUGCUAAAAAUUUAGACAUAUCGAAAACUGUUCGAAUGUUUGAUUACAAUUCAAAUAAAUAUGUGGAUGUACCAGUUCUAGAACCUGCAACUUUAAAUUCCUUAUACUCUAAAAGAUAGACUCAAAGUUCAAAUAUUACUCCUGCUGCUUAUUUAUCUUAAUCAUGA